UCUUGAGCGGAGUCCAUCACCCUUCAGGCUUUCAAAGAAUAGAGCAGCCAUGGCAACAGCCACUAACUGAGUGUUUCCAAACAUGCCACUGAGCUGCAAGAAUGUGACAAAAAUCAGAAGCUACUAAACUGCUCAGGAAUCAGACUUUUGCAAAGAAAACAUGUCAUGCAUGAGUCUCAAUAGUAACUUAAAGAUGACAACUCUUGAGAAGACAAUCAGCAAGCAGCAGAGACCAUCUCUAAGAAUCCCAUUUGGUCAUCGGCGUAGAACAGAUUUAUUGCUCCUCAACAAUGGUCAAAUGAUGUCGAAACACCCACAAGCCUUUCCGAUGCUGGGAGAACUUCCUUCUUUGGCAGGCUUGCUGCUCUACCCUGGUAAGCGGGAAAAGAUGGUAACCACAACAGAAAGUGAAUUUGGACCCAAAAAAUGCCCAAAGGUAGAGCCAAAGAAGAUCCUACAGUGCAACCUAACUCUAGAUGGGGACAGGAGCUUCAGCACAACAAACAGGGAGGCUUACCCUUCUUACAACAUAGAUGGCGCUCCAAUCGCAUGUAAGGGAAAAGUCCCAGCAAGAGACAACAGGACUGGCCAAGCGCAGAGAUGUUCUCUUUACCAGCAGGACUUCCCAGCCCCAAAGAGAAACUAUGUUAGGAGAAAUCAGGUCGUACCUCAUCCUGACAACCUGGCGAUCAACACUUCAAUGAGAGCUGACUACAGAACAGUGCAGCAAGAGGCUUUCCCAGGCUGGGAUGUUUCUGUGCACGCCCGUCCAGCCCCUGCCCGACUCAAAAGAACAGAAGAAGGCCAGAGAGAAACAUUAUAGUGCAUUUAUACACUGGAUGCAUUAAUAAUAAAUCCAAUUUAAUGUGCUACUUUUCAACAUUGAUAACAGUAAGAAAUAUUUCUUGAGCACUAAAUCGGCAUAUUAGAAUGAUUUCUGAAGGAUCAUGUGGCCCUGAAGACUGGAGUAAUGAUGCUGAAAAUUCAGCUUUGCCUUUACUGGAAUAAAUUACAUUUUAAGAUUUAAAAUUUUAACCUAAAAAUUAAAGAAGAUAAUUAAAAUAGAACUGUUAUUUUGAAGUCGACAGGAAACGACUUGUUUUUGUUUUUGAAUGGUAGUAUAUCGAUCUAUCUAUAUCCAAAAUAAUGUAGGCUGUAUCAUCUAAAUAUGUCUGUCACUUAAUUUGUUCUGUUAAUUCAAAUUAUUGAGCUUGAAAUGACACUGAUAAAAACAGAUUUAUUAAAAAAGUAGCAUUUAA
Molecule: messenger RNA, 1259 nt
Organism: Megalobrama amblycephala (Wuchang bream)
Lineage: Eukaryota; Metazoa; Chordata; Actinopteri; Cypriniformes; Xenocyprididae
Exons: 5
Coding region: 161-823 (220 amino acids)
Source: RefSeq, a predicted model, not a curated record